Messenger RNA from Tribolium castaneum (red flour beetle), 1422 nucleotides. RefSeq names its product retinoid-inducible serine carboxypeptidase-like. Bases 101 to 1384 code for a protein of 427 amino acids. Gene Ontology annotation, molecular function: serine-type carboxypeptidase activity. Gene Ontology annotation, biological process: proteolysis. The transcript has 8 exons. Lineage: Eukaryota; Metazoa; Arthropoda; Insecta; Coleoptera; Tenebrionidae. The record is from RefSeq and is a predicted model, not a curated record.
AAAUAAUCUUUAUCACGAUUGUUUACCCCAUUGUUACCUAGAAAAGUACUUAUACUUUACUCUUCUUUUAAGCAUAGUUAAUUUCAAUUGCGCCAGCAAAAUGAAAACGUUCCUGUUUGGUCUCCUCUUUGUGACCGCCGUUUUGGCUCGUAAGGGUUUCGGUCCGACGGAGCAGGAAUGGGGCUUCGUCCAGGUCCGAGCUGGGGCUAAAAUCUUCUGGUGGUUGCACCAAACCAGCGCCAACGUAACGAACUACACCGAGCGUCCUCUCGUUAUCUGGCUACAAGGAGGUCCAGGAGCUUCAUCGACCGGAUACGGCAAUUUCGCCGAACUUGGACCUCUAGACGCUGAUUUAAAUCCGAGAAACACGACCUGGAUUAACGAAUAUAACGUCCUUUUUGUCGAUAAUCCCGUCGGUUGUGGUUUCAGCAAAGUCGACGAUCCUAAAUAUUUUGUGACCACGAAUGUGCAAAUAGCUGCCGAUUUUGUUGUUUUUCUGAAAGGGUUUUUCGAGGCCGUGCCUGACUUGAAGAAAACGCCGUUUUAUAUUUUUUCAGAGUCGUACGGUGGCAAAAUGACCACGGACAUUGCCCUCGAAAUUGAUGCGGCGAUUAAAAGUGGUGAGUUGGAUGCUAACUUGGUUGGGAUUGGACUUGGCGAUUCGUGGAUUUCUCCGAUUGAUUCAGUCCCAAGCUGGGGCCCUUAUUUACUAAGUGUGGGAGCAAUUGAUCAAAACCAAUACGAACAACUACAGGAAGCAGCCGAAAAAGCCACUAAAGCCAUGGAAGAGGGCAGGUAUUCAGAUGCUACAAACCUUGUCAAUCAAGUCGAAAUGCUAAUUCAAGUGGUGACCGCAAAUAUUGACGUUUAUAACAUUUUAACCAAAAUUCCGUCCAGUUGGAGUUUCAAAAAAAAUUUAAUAAUGCCUGUUAAUGACGAUGUGGACGACAAAAUCUCGAUUAUAAUGAAUAAUCAAGUGAAAGAAGCCCUAGGUCUUAACGUUACUUGGGGAGACCAAUCAGAAGGCGUUUCUGAUGCGUUGCAUGACGAUAUCAUGAAGCCGGUUGUUGAAGCCGUUGAAACAAUAUUGAACACUACCAACAUUCAAAUAGCCGUUUACAAUGGGCAAUUAGACAUGAUUGUGGACACUCCAGGAACAAUGAAGUGGUUGAAUAAUUUGCAGUUCAGUGGCUCCAAAGACUGGAAAACCGCUGAACGAAAAACUAUUGCUGUAAAUGACAUUGUUGAAGGUUACUACAAAAAAGUGGGAAAUCUUGCAAUGUACUGGGUUGACAGAGCUGGUCAUAUGGUGCCAAGAGACAAUCCAGCUGGAAUGAGCUUCAUUUUGCAAGACAUGACCAGUGGACCUUGGACAAACAAUUAAUAAAGUCCAUUGUUGAAUAAAUAAAUUGUUUAAAGCAA